AUUUCCUGUUUGAGCGAUGGACGUCGACGUUUUAUUGGAAGCGUGUCAAGCACCCCGUUCACGAUCCAGCGUCUCUGUGAACUGCUUGUGAACCCCAAAAGAUACUACACAGAACCAGACAAGUUCCUCAGGGGUUUGGAGAAGAAUGUAAUGGUGGUCAGCUGUGUGUAUCCUACACUGGAGAAAAAUGUGGCAACAAGUGUAAAGGGAAUGAAUGGAAUGUUUCCUGGUAAUUCUUCAUUAUAUUCAGGCAGUGAAACUGUGAAUGGAUCAGGUACUCCAGAACCUCUUGGCAGACCAAAGCUGUUAUUGUCUGCUUCGCUUUCAGCUAACGGCCUUCCUGACUGCACAGCCAGAGAAAACCCACUGCAAACCACAGAGGAAUUGGCCAAACACUGUAUAAGUGAUUCCUCACUCUCCCAAGGUGAAAGUAAUUUAAGCAUUGGUCUAAAGAACAAACAUGGAAAUGAGGAUUCUGAAGUUGACAAGCACGAGGUCAAGAGGCUUAAGUCUGACAAAGAUGGUGGUGAAAUGGAGAGUGAAGAGAAGGAAUUGUCUUCUUUUAAAUGGGUUGAGAGACUGGCGAUACCGGAGCAUUUAAAGGACUCUUGUGAGUCCAGCAGCAUGCUGACAGACACGUCUGAGGGGAUGACUGCCUUGCGACUGAAGAACGACAGCACUGAGGACCGUCCUGAUCAACCUGCACAGCCUGAGACAAGUACAGACUUUGAACAGGACAGCACUAAUACUGAGACAAGCCACAAGCGUGUCCAAUCUUCAAAGUAGUUGUUCAGGUGGCCUGUCAGUAGAACAUGCCGCUGACAAUUGAAACAUCACAGAAACUUUACUUGAUCCUAUGGAACAAGACUAACUGCAAGUGUAGCCAAAUGACUGUUAUGAUACUAUGUGAUACCAGUAGCACUGUGGACUUGAGACCCAGAGGAACUCCUCACAGGAGGAGAUUUUUAUUCCCUUCAUUUGCAGCCAUUUCAGACCACACAUCCAUCGGUCUUUAAACUGGAAAGAGGCAAUUUAUAGAUGAUUAUGAAGACAUCUUUUUCCACUCCUCAAUAAUAAUCCCCCCCGACUUUUAUACAUUUAUAAACCAGCCUUUAUUUUUGUAUGUCCAAAAUAAUAAUUUUGAUAUUGUAAUAUCUUUGGCUGAAGCAUAGCUGUUUUGAUUGUCUUAUAUUUGAGAUCUGGGUAGCAGUGUUGCCUCACAGCAAAAAGGUCAUGGGAUCGAUUCCCACACGUGGCCUUUCUGUGUGGAGUUGUUCUCCCUGUGUUUGCAUGGGUUCCCCAAGAGAGCCAGGCAGACAGAAAGUUAAUUUGGCUUAAAGCUGCAGUGUACAGGAUUUAGGAGUGAUUAUUAGCAGAAAUGGAUCAUUAUCAUAGAAUCUGAAAAAUAUUGUUGUUUUUUUUUAUCACUUUGGUUGCUGCUACAGAUAUUUGGGAAUUUAAAAAAAAUACAAUACUGAUAUCUGCUGAUAUAGGCAUAAAAAAAUGUCAUUGUUCCUAACAGUUUAUUAUAAAUCCUUAAUGAUGAAGAAAUGUAAUGGUGAUUUACAGUGUAAACAUGAACUUUAUUGUAAAUAACUAUAAAUAUAACAACCAUACAAUGUACCUCACUCUGCCUUCACUUGGCUUGGCAGUCGCUGUGUCACAUCACUCAUAAAAUAGAUUUCUCAUCUGUCUUGGGGGACCUUGUUGUUGCGUAGUGACCACUUGUGUGGUGUUGUUACAAAAUGCCCACUGUGAUUAAAAAAAAUGAAUGGCA
Thalassophryne amazonica is the source of this 1777-nucleotide messenger RNA. RefSeq names its product serine/threonine-protein phosphatase 4 regulatory subunit 2-like. Lineage: Eukaryota; Metazoa; Chordata; Actinopteri; Batrachoidiformes; Batrachoididae. Gene Ontology annotation, cellular component: protein phosphatase 4 complex. Bases 151 to 786 code for a protein of 211 amino acids. The record is from RefSeq and is a predicted model, not a curated record. Gene Ontology annotation, molecular function: protein phosphatase regulator activity. The transcript has 7 exons.